Messenger RNA from Tigriopus californicus, 930 nucleotides. Its product is annotated as forkhead box protein O1-like. The record is from RefSeq and is a predicted model, not a curated record. The transcript has a single exon. Gene Ontology annotation, molecular function: RNA polymerase II cis-regulatory region sequence-specific DNA binding; DNA-binding transcription factor activity, RNA polymerase II-specific. Gene Ontology annotation, biological process: regulation of transcription by RNA polymerase II. Gene Ontology annotation, cellular component: nucleus. The coding region runs from base 1 to 930 and encodes 309 amino acids. Lineage: Eukaryota; Metazoa; Arthropoda; Copepoda; Harpacticoida; Harpacticidae.
AUGAUGCAAGAGCAUUUACUCGAGAACUCUGUGAGUGUUGGACCCGGCGGAGUGGACGCCGGACAAUUUGGAUCCUCCGGUGGAUCCCUCCAUCCCUCCCAACACCAAAUGGAACAUUUAAACGGCAUGGGCUCACAUGGGCGGAUCUUGUCCCCUCCGCCUAACGCGUUAGUCGACCAUCCCCCACCUUCUUGGCCAAUGGAUGGCAACCCUCCCCCACCCAACGGCAUGGAAAGCACGGCUGCCUUCAUCAUGGACGCUCAAGCCAACAGUGUGAACAAUGGUGGAAGUCGGGGUGGGGGCGGGGGUGAAUCUCCAGCCACUUCCAUGAGCGGUCCUCCCGAGGUCUCCAGCUCAGUGAGUGAAGCCACCCUCCUCGGAGGUCCCGGAUCGGACGGGAUCGGGGGCCCACCUUCUUGGCCAAUGGAUGGCAACCCUCCCCCACCCAACGGCAUGGAAAGCACGGCUGCCUUCAUCAUGGACGCUCAAGCCAACAGUGUGAACAAUGGUGGAAGUCGGGGUGGGGGCGGGGGUGAAUCUCCAGCCACUUCCAUGAGCGGUCCUCCCGAGGUCUCCAGCUCAGUGAGUGAAGCCACCCUCCUCGGAGGUCCCGGAUCGGACGGGAUUGGGGGCCCCGGGGGUGGGCCUGGAGGAGGUGGGCCCAAUGCCAAUGCCAAGAAGAGCUCCUCGAGGCGAAACGCCUGGGGCAAUAUGUCAUAUGCCGAUCUCAUCACUCAAGCCAUUCAGAGUACGCCUGAAAAGCGACUGACCUUGUCGCAGGUCUAUGAGUGGAUGGUCCAAAACAUUCCUUACUUCAAAGACAAAGGUGACAGCAACAGUUCAGCCGGAUGGAAGGUAAGCAGUAAUGUAUUAUAUAUGAAAUUAUAUGCACUCGUUGUGCAUGUAUAUGACAAGGUUUGGGGUUAUUGA